Messenger RNA from Arthroderma uncinatum, 1137 nucleotides. Its product is annotated as leucine Rich Repeat domain-containing protein. The coding region runs from base 1 to 1137 and encodes 378 amino acids. The record is from RefSeq and is a predicted model, not a curated record. Lineage: Eukaryota; Fungi; Ascomycota; Eurotiomycetes; Onygenales; Arthrodermataceae. The transcript has a single exon.
AUGUGCUUCCUGCCAUAUGACGAGAGCCAAAGUGCUCAUCGUGCAAACGAACACUUUGGCCCCCUGACAGGUGCCUUACUGGCAAAUUCUAUUGAGAGUGACCAACUUGACGAUCAUCUUUUGCGGCUCUUUACAAAACCACUCACCGGCCGGUCUGCACUGGAGGAGCUCCCACAUGUUGGUGUAACGCAUCUAUAUAUCGCAGGUAACAACUUCUCUUCUGACGGACUGAUAAGUUUGCUGCAAACAAGGAGGUUAAAUGUUUUCGACGCUGGAGCAACGCCUCUUGAACGGGAUAAACUUAUACCAAUAUUCAGGAGUCCAGCUGUGCAAGGUCUUAGGUACCUCAAAGUACAUCAUUCUGUGGUCACGGAGGGCGUGACGUCCAAGAAUACCCUAGAAAGUCUGCUCGCCGAGGAAAAUGAAUCAUCGGAAGAAAUGAUUCAAGCGCUCCUUGACAAACGACCAACAUUCUGCAAGGCAAACAGCAAUAAUAUGGAUGACCACCCAGAUCUUCACCCUUCCAACGUCGCCUAUCUUCAAACACUAGUUCUCACAGACAUACCAGCAUCAGUUCCCCCGUCUUCUCCCAUCAUAUCUUCGCUCACUCGCUUCAUCUCUGCUUGCGCUGACGAGUCGCUUCUUGCCUCAUUGCAAGCCCAGUCCAAUUAUUCCCUCCCCCCAGGCCAAUACCGCGCCAAAGCAGUACAACAACAUGCGAAGGAACUCUUCGCCCUCAGUAGAAUCGUUUUAGAAAUAACGCCUACUGGGAACCCUAACCGGCCAGAAUCGUUACCAACUUGGGCUCCAGCGAGCUAUUACCAACGAGACGUGUUUAAAUCAAGCACCGGGGAUCUAGACACUGAGAAUCUAUGGGCAGCCGCCGCAAAUGACUUUAGUUUCUUUGGCGAGGAAGAAGAAAGUAAGAAUGGGCUUCGUCCCCAGGGGCCACGGUCACCCCUGAACUCAGAUGAAUUACCACCAGCACGGAUGGUGGAUUUAGUAGCAGCGCUGGCAGCAUUCCGAAGAGAGAAACGAGAUGGACAUAAUAAAAGGGCCCAGGAUGGAAGAAGCAGGCUACUGACUGCUGAUGGCCACUGGGAAGGGGAGGUAAAGAUUCUCAGGAACCCUCUCUAA